Messenger RNA from Cottoperca gobio, 1740 nucleotides. RefSeq names its product CD209 antigen-like protein B. The record is from RefSeq and is a predicted model, not a curated record. NCBI's taxonomy places the organism in Eukaryota, Metazoa, Chordata, Actinopteri, Perciformes, Bovichtidae. The transcript has 10 exons. The coding region runs from base 217 to 1305 and encodes 362 amino acids.
CAAAACAUCCAGAAGAGCGAUGGAGGAACACUAUGUCAAUGUUGAAACUGACAAACCCCUUGACCCAAGAUCUUCAACAAAACAAAAGGGUUGCAGGUCAGAGAGGACAUUUGUUCGAGCAGUUGUUCUCUGUCCAACUAUUUUCCUGCUGGCUGGGAUCAUCCGCCAUUUCACUACCUUGACUCAGUACAUGGUUCGGCUGCAGAGCUCUCCACUAUGAAAGCCAAGCUGACCUCCAUGACUGAAGAGAGAGACCGACUGAAUGUCAGCCUCACUAUAAUGACCAGAAAAUUGGACAAGCUUCAGAGUUUGUCACAGAACCUUGACUCAGUACGGGAUUUGGCUGCAGAGCUCUCCACUAUGAAAGCCAAGCUGACUGAGCGUCUCCAGGACAGCAAUACCAAGCUGACCUCCAUGACUGAAGAGAGAGACCGACUGAAUGUCAGCCUCACUGAAACAACCAGAGAGUUGGACAGGCUUCAGAUUUCGUCCAAACAGAACCUUGACUCAGCACAUGGUUCAGCUGCAGAGCUCUCCACUAUGAAAGCCAAGCUGACCUCCAUGACUGAAGAGAGAGACCGACUGACUGCUAGCCUCACUGUAAUGACCAGAAAGUUGGACAGGCUUCAGAUUUCAUCCAAACAGAACCUUGACUCAGUACGUGGUUCGGCUGCAGAGCUCUCCACUAUGAACGGCAAGUUGACUGAGCGUCUCCAGGAUAGCAAUACCAAGCUGACCUCCAUGACUGAAGAGAGAGACCGACUGACUGCUAGCCUCACCGAAAUGACCAGAGAGUUGGACAGGCUUCAGUGUUUGUUACAGAAAGAGUCACAGAAUGGUGUGGUCACAGAUCCGCCUGCUGUUCUGGUUUGGGAGUGGCCCGGCUCUAUAUCAGACAGCAUGACAGAAUCAGAGAAAACGUGUCCUGCAGGAUGGAGGAAGUUCAGUUCUGCCUGUUAUCUCUUCUCUAAUGAGGCCCGCUCCUGGGAUAGAGCUAGAGAGGACUGCAGACAAAGAGGAGCAGAUCUGGUGGUCAUAAACAGUGAUGAAGAACAGACAUUUCUCUUUGGGUUAUUAAUCAACCAAGAUACUUGGAUUGGUUUGAAUGACAGAGACGAGGAGGGGACCUGGAAAUGGGUAGAUGGAACUCCACUGACUCAGACGAACUGGGGGCAGUCGCAGCCUGAUAAUGGUGGUGGAUAUAUGGGCGAAGAGGACUGUGCAGAAAUCAGAAAAUAUUUCUCUGACUGGAACGACCUAUCAUGUGAGGUUUCUAAUCCCUGGAUUUGUGAGAAAAAAGCUUAACAUUAUUGUAUGUUUUGAGAUCACAAAUGCAAUCAUACUUUUGCAAUUUAAGCUUUGACUGUGCAAGUUCUUUGGUAACAUGUGUUCUUGUAUGUAUGUGGUGGUGUUGGUUUAGAGUUCAAUACCAGGGCUGCCACCAUUGUGGCCCUGAGCAAGACCCUUAACCCUGAGUUGCUCCAGGGGGAGCCCCGUAGUUAGUUCACUGUAAGUCGCUCUGAAUAAGAACGUCUGUGUGUCUGUGUAAACAUAUACAAUUUGUAUUUUAACUACAUGAAAACAGUUGACAGGUGAAGAGUGCGAGCAUGUAAAGGUGUCUGUUACCUGUUUGUAUCAAAGAAUGUUCUUAUAAACUGCAAUGUAAUGUUCUUUUCAGUCUUGUGUGCGUCUUCCCCGGGAGAACAUGGAGGCUUUUAUUUACACGCAAUAAAUAAUCCU